UGCAUGCACUAGCUAACUAAAUUCACAAAAAUGAUGUCUGGGCUCCUUGCAACAUUUGUGCUCUUGCAUUUCACAGCCUAUGCUGCAGCCAACAGAGAACUGGUGCUGGCUCUGGAGGACACAUUCGAGGACUUCAACUUGAGCCUCUGGAAACACGAGCUCACUCUGGGUGGUGGAGGAAAUUUCGAGUUUCAGUGGUACACUAACAAUCGAACCAACAGCUAUGUAGAGGAUGGGGUCUUGCACAUCAUGCCGACUCUAACUGCCAAUGAUAUUGGAGACGCUGCUGUUCGGGGUGGUUCCCUCAACAUUUGGGGUACCCAGCCACCCAACCUUUGCACGGGGAACAUGUUUUAUGGUUGCGAGAGAAAUGCAGGAGCUAGUGGAAAUUAUCUCAAUCCUGUGAAAUCAGCUCGCAUUCGAACAGCUGAGAGUUUCUCGUUUACCUACGGUAAAGUAGAGAUACGUGCAAAGCUACCCAGAGGGGACUGGUUGUGGCCGGCUAUUUGGAUGCUACCAACGGAUGAGCAGUAUGGAUCUUGGCCUGCUAGUGGUGAGAUCGACAUUAUGGAGUCUCGUGGCAAUCCACCAGAAUAUGCUCCCGGUGGCUACAAUAGUUAUGGAUCUACACUCCACUGGGGAGUCAACGUGCACCAGAAUCAAUUUCCUCAAACGAACCAAGCGACGACACAAGAACAGAAACAGGAUUUCACUAGUGACUUCCACACAUAUGGUUUGAUAUGGAACGAGACUCACCUCAUCGGCUAUCUCGAUACCGAAGACAAUCCAGUGCUUGAGGUUCCAAUAACGGAGUCAUUCUUUGAUCGAGGCGGCUGGAAUCAAUCCGUGUGGAGCAACCCUUGGAGAGGACGUGGGAACAAUGCUCCUUUUGAUCGAAAGUUUUUUUUGCUCAUCAACUUGGCAGUCGGUGGAGUGGGAGGCUAUUUCCCUGAUGGUGCUGGAAAGCCUUGGAACAAUACUGAUCCUGACUCUGUCAAUAAGUUCUAUAAUGCAAAAGAUGAUUGGUUUCCAACCUGGACACAGUCCUUCCAGAUUGAUUCUGUACGUGUGUGGACCUACAAAGACACUGAACCUACUACUGGCAUGCCUACAACACCGACUAGUUCUGCCAUGAUACAGUUUCUAACAAGCAGCACGUUUACUCUGGUAAUGCUGUCCCUUGCAUUGUCUGUCGGUGUGUUUAAAGUACUCAAUUAAGAAGAACUGAAGAACAAUAGCUAUUAUGAUAAUUGUCGGUUGUCUAUAUAAACAAUAGUGGGCAGAUACUAGCUAUAGUAAAUGUCAUGUACAUUGGGAAACAUUGACUAGCUCAAAUUACAUAGUUUUUGUAUAAUUUUUAUCAAUUUGUUACAAACAUUCGAACACCGUUUACUUUGAAA
Molecule: messenger RNA, 1400 nt
Organism: Halichondria panicea
Lineage: Eukaryota; Metazoa; Porifera; Demospongiae; Suberitida; Halichondriidae
Product: beta-1,3-glucan-binding protein-like
Exons: 1
Coding region: 31-1218 (395 amino acids)
Biological process (GO): carbohydrate metabolic process
Molecular function (GO): hydrolase activity, hydrolyzing O-glycosyl compounds
Source: RefSeq, a predicted model, not a curated record